Messenger RNA from Penicillium pulvis, 882 nucleotides. Its product is annotated as NAD(P)-binding Rossmann-fold containing protein. The annotation marks the transcript as partial. The transcript is spliced from 2 exons. NCBI's taxonomy places the organism in Eukaryota, Fungi, Ascomycota, Eurotiomycetes, Eurotiales, Aspergillaceae. Gene Ontology annotation, molecular function: oxidoreductase activity, acting on the CH-OH group of donors, NAD or NADP as acceptor. The record is from RefSeq and is a predicted model, not a curated record. Gene Ontology annotation, cellular component: cytoplasm.
AUGUCCUUUGUUCAAGGCAGAACUGCCAUCGUAACUGGUGCUGGAUCAGGGAUUUGCUUCGCCUUUACCAAAAUCUUACUUGAUAAAGGCUGCAAUGUUGUGUUAGGCGAUCUAGCAUUACGUCCCGAAGCAGAGGAGUUGCUCAAGCUCCAUUCCACGCCCAACAAACAACCAAGGGCUAUCUUCCACCGCAUCGACGUGCGUAACUGGCAAGACCUAGACCGACUUUUUAAAAUCGCCCAGGAAGAAUUCGGUCGGAUUGAUAUAGUGUGUCCCGGAGCUGGAAUCUUCGAGCCGUCAUUUUCCAAUUUUUGGUAUCCCCCAGAAACAGCAGUAUCCCGCGAUGACCCUCUGGAAUCUCGGUACUCCACUCUGGACAUUAAUCUAACGCAUGCAGUGCGCAUGUCACAGCAAGCAGUCCAACACUUCACAAAAGCCAAAACCGACGGCUUUAUUGUUCACAUUUCCAGCGUGGCGGCCCAACAUGCAAACUUCUUUUGUCCGAUGUAUGCCGCUAGCAAACAUGCUAUCUCCGGAUUUGUGCGAUCCCUCGCCAUGCUGGAUGAUCCUCCGGAGGGAAGUGGUCUGACCAAGAUUCGGGUUAACGCUGUCGCUCCGGGGUGCAUCAAGACUCCUUUGUGGACCGAGUCCCGAGAUCGACAUAUGUUCGAUGAGGAGAAGGAUGAAUGGGUGACGCCGGAGUGGGUAGCAGAGAAUAUGCUGCAAUUGGUGUUGAAUCCAGACUACAAGGGCGGAACUGUAUUAGAAGUUGGAACUGCUGUGAGGAAGGUUGAGUUGUUGAAUGAUCCUGGUCCCUUGGAGAAAGGAAAUACAUUAAGUAACCGGAAGGUAUCGGAAGAUGAGGUCUGGGAGAACCUACGG